Messenger RNA from Mauremys mutica (yellowpond turtle), 5303 nucleotides. RefSeq names its product ubiquitin protein ligase E3A (gene UBE3A). The record is from RefSeq and is a predicted model, not a curated record. Bases 781 to 3360 code for a protein of 859 amino acids. Gene Ontology annotation, biological process: protein polyubiquitination; ubiquitin-dependent protein catabolic process. NCBI's taxonomy places the organism in Eukaryota, Metazoa, Chordata, Testudines, Geoemydidae. The transcript is spliced from 15 exons. Gene Ontology annotation, molecular function: ubiquitin protein ligase activity.
CGGGAUACCCUGCUAUGCCCGCGAGUCCUCCGAGGCUGCGCCGCGGCGAUAUUCGUGUUUCUCCCAAGAUGGUGGCGCUGGGUUCGGGGUGAGAGAGGCGCAACGCGGGCCCUGCCCACCUCCCCGAGCGAGCGCCCCCAGCCCGGACCGGACCGCCGGCCUCGCCCUCAUCCACCGCCCUCCGGAGCCCGCAGCCCCGGCCCCUCGCCGCAGACCGGCCCGGCACAGGCAGCGGCGCCGCCUCCCUCGCCCCGAGAGCAGCGCGGGCCCCGCAUGAGCCCGGGCGGCAGCAGCAGCGAUCGCGUCAGGGCCGCGCCGGGGAGCAGGCCGCAGCGCACAGGUCCAAAACCAGUGGAAAUCCAUUUUAUAAUUUGCAAGAACAAACUUCUGAAGCUGUGGAAAAAUAUGACAUGGAAGUAAUCAGCUGGGGUGGUCCCAGGGCGCUUUGGGCACGAGCAUUGCUGAGUUAUCAUUGGCUGCCACCUGCCUGACAGAGUAGAGGACCAACCCUACAAUUUAUGCCAGUGGAGACAGAUCACAGGAAACAAUUUACAGAGUUGUUAAGCCUAGGUGUAGUCCAACUUAACGACUGGUGUGACAACCUGUUUUUAAAUCAGUGACUCAAAACUGUGAUCACCCCGAUGUCACCGAAUGGCCACAACUUGUAAAAGGGAGUUACAGUGGAGGUAAAAGGAGUGGCUUGCAGAAUGGAGAAGUUGCUCCCAGUGUUGUUGGAAAUCACCAGGAGAACCUCACUCUGAAAACAUUGAAACUAGCCGAAUGAAGCGAGCAGCUGCAAAACAUCUAAUAGAACGCUACUACCACCAGUUAACCGAGGGCUGUGGAAAUGAAGCCUGCACGAAUGAAUUUUGUGCUUCCUGUCCAACUUUUCACCGUAUGGAUAACAAUGCAGCAGCCAUUAAGGCCCUCGAGCUUUAUAAGAUUAAUGCAAAACUCUGUGAUCCUCAUCCCUCCAAGAAAGGAACGAGCUCAGCUUAUCUAGAAAACAAUUCCAAAGGUGCCCAUAACAAUUCCUGUACUGACAGAAAAAUGAACAAGAAGGAAAUGCAAGGCCCGAGAGAUGACUUUAAAGAUGUGACUUACCUAACAGAAGAGAAGGUAGAUGAAAUUCUUGAACUGUGUAGAGAGAAAGAGGACUAUUCUCCUCUAAUCCGUGUCAUUGGGAGAGUGUUUUCUAGUGCUGAGGCAUUGGUACAAAGUUUCAGAAAAGCCAAGCAGCAUACCAAGGAAGAGCUGAAGUCUCUUCAAGGAAAGGAUGAGGAUAAGGAUGAAGAUGAAAAAGAAAAAGCUGCCUGUUCAGCUGCUGCGAUGGAGGAAGAUUCCGGAGCAUCAUCGUCAUCUUCAUCAAGAGUAGGUGACAACACACAAGGAGAUAACAACCUACAAAAAUUAGGCCCCGAUGAAGUAUCUGUAGAUAUUGAAGCAGUCAGACGGGUCUACAGUAGAUUACUUUCUAAUGAAAAAAUAGAAACUGCCUUUUUAAAUGCACUUGUGUACUUGUCACCUAAUGUAGAAUGUGACUUGACUUACCAUAAUGUGUACUCUCGGGAUCCUAACUAUCUGAAUUUGUUUGUAAUUGUUAUGGAGAAUGGUAAUCUUCAUAGCCCUGAAUAUCUGGAAAUGGCACUGCCAUUGUUUUGCAAAGCAAUGAGCAAGCUACCCCUUGCAGCUCAAGCAAAACUAGUCAGAUUGUGGUCUAAGUACAGUGCAGAGCAGAUUCGGAGAAUGAUGGAAACAUUUCAACAGCUUAUCACCUACAAAGUCAUAAGCAAUGAAUUCAACAGUCGCAAUCUAGUGAAUGAUGAUGAUGCCAUUGUUGCUGCUUCAAAGUGCUUGAAAAUGGUUUACUAUGCAAAUGUAGUCGGAGGGGAUGUGGAUACAGACCACAAUGAAGAGGAAGAUGAAGAGCCCCUCCCAGAAUCCAGUGAAUUAACUCUUCAAGAGCUUCUGGGUGAGGAAAGAAGAAACAAGAAAGGGCCUCGAGUGGACCCACUGGAAACUGAGCUUGGUGUAAAAACUAUAGAUUGCCGAAAACCACUUAUCCCUUUUGAAGAAUUUAUUAAUGAACCACUGAAUGAUGUUCUAGAAAUGGACAAAGACUACACUUUCUUCAAAGUAGAAACAGAAAACAAAUUCUCUUUUAUGACAUGUCCCUUUAUAUUGAAUGCUGUUACCAAGAACCUGGGAUUGUAUUAUGACAAUAGAAUCCGCAUGUACAGUGAAAGACGCAUAACUGUGCUCUACAGUUUAGUUCAAGGACAGCAGUUGAACCCAUAUUUGCGACUCAAAGUGAGACGUGAUCACAUCAUAGAUGAUGCACUUGUCAGGCUAGAGAUGAUUGCCAUGGAAAAUCCUGCAGACUUGAAGAAGCAGUUAUACGUGGAAUUUGAAGGAGAGCAAGGGGUAGACGAAGGAGGUGUUUCCAAAGAGUUUUUUCAACUGGUUGUGGAGGAAAUUUUCAACCCUGAUAUUGGUAUGUUCACAUACGAUGAGUCUACAAAACUGUUUUGGUUUAACCCAUCCUCUUUUGAAACUGAGGGUCAGUUUACACUGAUUGGCAUAGUACUGGGUCUGGCUAUUUACAAUAACUGUAUACUGGAUGUACAUUUUCCCAUGGUUGUCUACAGGAAGCUAAUGGGCAAAAAAGGAACUUUUCGUGAUCUGGCAGAUUCUCACCCUGUUCUUUAUCAGAGUUUAAGAGACUUGUUACAGUAUGAGGGAAGUGUGGAAGAUGAUAUGAUGAUAACUUUCCAAAUAUCUCAUACGGAUCUCUUCGGCAAUCCAAUGAUGCAUGAUUUAAAGGAAAAUGGAGAUAAAAUCCCUAUUACAAAUGAAAACAGAAAGGAAUUUGUCAAUCUGUAUGCGGACUACAUUCUCAACAAAUCAGUAGAAAAGCAGUUCAAAGCCUUUCGGAGAGGAUUCCAUAUGGUGACCAAUGAGUCUCCACUGAAAUAUUUAUUUAGACCAGAGGAAAUUGAAUUACUUAUUUGUGGAAGUAGGAAUCUAGACUUUCAAGCACUAGAAGAAACUACAGAAUAUGACGGUGGCUAUAGCAGAGACUCUCUUAUUAUUAGGGAAUUCUGGGAAAUAGUCCAUUCAUUUACAGAUGAGCAGAAAAGACUAUUUUUGCAGUUUACAACAGGCACGGACAGAGCACCUGUGGGAGGACUUGGAAAAUUAAAGAUGAUUAUAGCCAAAAAUGGCCCAGACACAGAGAGAUUGCCUACAUCUCACACAUGCUUUAAUGUCCUUUUGCUUCCGGAAUACUCAAGCAAAGAAAAGCUUAAAGAGAGAUUGUUGAAGGCCAUCACAUAUGCCAAAGGAUUUGGCAUGCUGUAAUAAAUAAAUAAAUAUAACAAAAGGGAUUAAAAUUGGUGGUGGUGAUGUCCCUGUCCAAAAAAGGCCAUAAGAUAGUGAGCUACAGUAGUCACCUGUGUUUGUGCCUCCCUUCUUCACUGGGGACACUGGGCUGGAACAGCAGAUUUCAGCUGCUUAUAUGAACAAAUUCUUUAUUUUUUCUUUUAGCGUGAAAGUAUUACAUAUUCUUUCACUUGUAUGUACAGAGAGGUUUUCCUGAAUAUUUAUUUUAAGGGUUAAAUCACUUUUGCUUGUGUUUAUUACUGCUUGAAGUUGAGCCUUUUUGAGUAUUUACAAGAAAACAAACUGUACUCUCCCAAGGAAAAUAUUGCCAUCAUUUGUAGCCCAUGUAACCUUCAAGUAUGUGCUAUAUUUUUGUCCCUGUAUCUAAUCAAAUCAGGAACUGUACUUUUUUGGAAGAGUUUGCUUUUGAAACUUGAAGUCUUGGAAAACAGUGUGAUGCAAUUACUGCUGUUCUAGCCCCCAAAGAGUUUCUGUUCAAAAUCUUAAUCAAUAAAGAUGGAAGGGAGAACUUGGAAUGUUAAACUGCAGCCUUGAGAACUUUACUUUAGUCACAGCACAACAAUUAAAACUCAUUUCACUAUGUGUUGUCUUCACAUGUCUUGUAAUAUAUUGUCUUUUAAUUAGCAAAACAUAUUUCUUAGUCUACGAAAGGGUAGGCGUUUUAGUUACAUUGUUGAAGAAAAAAAAAAAAAGUUUACUGGGGAAAGUGCAUUUUCAGCCAAACAGCUUUAGACUAGAGAGUGAAGUUUGUUUGAAAAAAGGAUAGGAAGUUGCUAUAUUAUAAACAAAAAGCAUGUGGAAGUGCACUUAAAAUGAAGUUUUAUUAUUAAUUGCCUAUUACAUUGACAUUUUAAAUAGACAAUCCAAAGUCUUCCCUACAUGUUAUGUCAUCAUCCUUAUUUAAUGAACUGUUGUUCCUUUAUCAAGGCACAUGAUCAGUGUUGCAACAUAAUCAAAAGGGAUGGCUACUGUACGGUAUAUUUUUCAGCUGACAAAUAGACAGAAAUUGAAAAUGAUUAAAACAAACUUUUAAGGCUUACUUUAUUCCCAACUAUUUAAUAUGCUGUUAGAAAGGAAAUACUAAGGUUACUUUCAUCUGCUACAUAAAAUAUACAGUAGGGUUUGAAUUUAAAUCUACAGAUCAUAUCAGAAGUAAAUCCUUUACCUUUCGUAAUCUGUAUAUGUAAUGUUAACUUCUCCUGUUGCAAUAUAAAAUAAAGGGAUUAUGCAUUUUUAACUGAGGACAUAAUUGGCAUAUCUCGUUUUACUGCAAGCAACAGCUGAUGUGCAGAGCUGAGCUUGUGCCUUGACAAUUGCUAUAACUGACUACUACAGAUCAAAUCCAUUUGAUGAUUUGUGUGAAAUUGGCAUUAAAAGGCAUAGUUUUGAAAUCAUUGGAGGGAGAAAAGAUGUCUUUUCAGGAUUAUUUUAAUAAAUUCUUUCUAGUAAUAGAAACAGACAAAUGUUAUGUACCUAUAAUGCUGAAUAAAACAGUGACGUUUUUCACCAUGGUUCAGUGAAAAAGAAGACAGUGAUUUCCUUACUUUUAUAAGUUAACAUGGAGCAUCAUUAAACUAUUUAUUUUGAAACCUUUAAAAUAUAUUAUAUGCUGAGGAUGAGACAAACGUUAAGCUGUCCAGAAAUGACAUAACGCAGUGUUGCCAACCGUAAGUAUUCAAAAAUCAUGAGUCAGGCCCCAAACCAUCAAGAUUGCCUUAAAAAUUGAGAUUUUUUUUUAAAUGAGAUUUGAAAAGAUGCUUUUUAUCUGGUUUUGAGCCUUUAGGGUGUACUUAGAAUACAUUUUCAAGGUUUUCUCCACCACCAUGUGGGCUAGAAACUGUUUUUGCUUAAAUGAAAGCUGAGAUUCUCACCUAAUCACAUCUGCAGAAGCCAGGGCUUGU